Gossypium raimondii (Peruvian cotton) is the source of this 968-nucleotide messenger RNA. Its product is annotated as ethylene-responsive transcription factor ERF017. NCBI's taxonomy places the organism in Eukaryota, Viridiplantae, Streptophyta, Magnoliopsida, Malvales, Malvaceae. The record is from RefSeq and is a predicted model, not a curated record. Bases 139 to 714 code for a protein of 191 amino acids. Gene Ontology annotation, molecular function: DNA binding; DNA-binding transcription factor activity. The transcript has a single exon. Gene Ontology annotation, biological process: regulation of DNA-templated transcription.
CCAUUAUCAUCCAAACUUAAAAACCUCAAAAAAAAAAAAUCCAAUUUAUCGAUUCAUUUUCAUAGUGAAUCAAAAUCAAAAACCUUAAAAUCAUUAUUACUUUAAAAAACCCAGGAAAAAAAAGCUUAGCAAACAACAAUGGUGAAACACCUUAGCGAGAAAUCUGCGGUUGAAACGAGCGAUUCAAGGUUCAAAGGUGUACGUAAGCGAAAAUGGGGGAAAUGGGUAUCUGAAAUCAGGCUACCAAACUGUAGAGAAAGGAUUUGGUUAGGUUCUUAUGACACCGCCGAGAAAGCGGCGCGUGCAUUCGACGCCGCUCUUUUUUGCUUACGCGGCCGUUCUGCUAAAUUCAAUUUCCCUGAUAACCCACCCGAGAUAGCCGGCGGUACGUCUUUAUCUCCCCAUGAAAUCCAAGCCGCCGCAGCGAGGUUCGCGAACUCGGAGCCUUCGACGAUCCAUUCGGAGCAAACUGAUUCUGCGUUCCAAAUGGAGUCACCGUCGCCGUCAGUUUCGGACGCGACGGUACAAUUCGACGGGUCGGCUAUGGAUCUAUUGACGAUGGGUUCGGGUAAUGGUGUUUCGGAUUAUGGGAUUUUCCCUGGAUUUGAUGAUUUUUCAAGUGAUGUUUUGGGAUCAUCGAUGCUUAACAUUGGUGGUGAAGAUGAAAAUUUUGAUGGGAUUUUGAUUCCGGGAUCAUUUCUUUGGAAUUUUUAGAACGGAUCAACUUAAAUCCGGGGAUUUUUAGUAUCCGGAUUUGGACCCGGAUAUUUGGAUGGGUCAAAUUUUUUUCACGGCUCAUUCUUUUUUUUUUUAUUAAAGAAAACAAAACAAAAUAAAAAUCAACUAUUAAUUAAUUUGUAGAGAAGAAUGUAAAGUAAAGCAUUGUAGACUUUUUGGGUAAUUUUUUGUAAUAAUUGAUUUUUUUAGUGUCAACGUUAAAUAUAUUUUAAAUAGUUAUUUUAUGGAAA